AACCUUUGUGGAUAUAUAUAAUCAUGAAGAUCGUUACGAUUGAAUAUUUCCGCCUCCCGCCUCGAUGGCUCUUCGUCAAAAUCACCGAUGAGGCCGGCAACGCAGGGUAAGUAAAUUAUUGAACAAUUUAAUUUUUCCAUUCCAUGCCUAUUCUAACACCUUCCUUGUCCUCGACGGAGAGAUGGGGCGAAGCCUCCCUAGAAGGCCACACCGAAGCCGUCGAAGGCUGCCUGGCGGCUUUCCGCGCGCGCUUCGUCGGUCUCGACGCCGACGACAUCGAACACAUCUGGCAACUCGGCUACCGCGGGGGGUUCUACCGCGGAGGGCCCGUUCUGAUGAGCGCCCUCAGCGGCAUCGAUAUCGCCCUCUGGGACUUGAAGGCCCGGCGUCUCCAUCUUCCGAUUUACGAACUGCUCGGCGGGAAAGUCCGUGAUCGCCUCCAGGUUUACGCGUGGAUCGGGGGCGAUCGGCCGGCGGAUGUCCUCGCGCAAGCCACCGCCCGUCAAGCGCAGGGUUUCGGCGCCGUGAAAAUGAACGCCACCGAAGACCUCGGCUGGCUGACCUCUCCCACGCAGCUCGAUGCCUGCGUGGCGCGGGUGCGCACCGUGCGCGCGCUGGGCAUGGACGUGGCGGUGGACUUCCACGGCCGCGUGCACAAGCCCAUGGCCAAGCAACUCGCGAAACUCCUGGAGCCCGAACGGCCGCUCUUCCUCGAGGAGCCGCUCCUCAGCGAGAACAUCGAGGGCAUCGCGGAGGUCUCCCGCCACGUCAGCACGCCGAUCGCGCUGGGCGAACGGCUGCACAGCCGCUGGGACGUGAAACCUUUCCUGGAGGCGCGUUGCGUGGAUGUGCUGCAGCCGGACAUUGCGCACUGCGGGGGAAUCUCGGAGGUGUUCCGCAUCGCGAAGAUGGCGGAGGCGUACGAUGUCGCGCUCGCGCCGCAUUGCCCCCUGGGCCCGAUCGCGCUCGCGGCGAGCGUGCAGGUGGAUGCCGUGUGUGCGAAUUUCGCCAUCCAGGAGAUGAGUCUGGGCAUCCACUACAACGUUGGCGGCGCGGACCUGAAGAGUUACACCAAGAAUCCGGAGAUAUGGGAUGUGCUCCCUGGAGGGGUCAUUCGACUCAUGGAUGGUCCUGGGUUGGGCAUUAAGAUUGAUGAGGAGCAGGUGCGCGCUGUGGCGGCGAGUGGCACGGUCGAGGCGUGGAGGAGUCCAAUAUUCUUCGGGGCGAACAGGGAGAUUCGCGAGUGGUAGUUGGAGUAGGCAUGGAAGUUGCGGAGACGCUAACUGGAAAACGGUCCGCGGAAAUUUUUGUUCCUUCACCAGAUCUAAAAUUUACCUUCUUGUUGUACAUGUUUUGUCAGAUAUCGUCGUAAACUUCGUGGCCCUGUGUC
This is a messenger RNA of Dissoconium aciculare CBS 342.82, 1390 nucleotides long. Its product is annotated as galactonate dehydratase. The transcript has a single exon. NCBI's taxonomy places the organism in Eukaryota, Fungi, Ascomycota, Dothideomycetes, Mycosphaerellales, Dissoconiaceae. The record is from RefSeq and is a predicted model, not a curated record. The coding region runs from base 144 to 1250 and encodes 368 amino acids. Gene Ontology annotation, biological process: amino acid catabolic process.